Messenger RNA from Coccomyxa subellipsoidea C-169, 1569 nucleotides. RefSeq lists its product as hypothetical. The record is from RefSeq and is a predicted model, not a curated record. Gene Ontology annotation, molecular function: acyltransferase activity, transferring groups other than amino-acyl groups. The coding region runs from base 1 to 729 and encodes 242 amino acids. The transcript has 4 exons. Lineage: Eukaryota; Viridiplantae; Chlorophyta; Trebouxiophyceae; Coccomyxaceae.
AUGGCAGCACAGAUUCUCGCCCGCUCUUUCAGAGACUAUCCUAUUUGGGCCUACAUCCAGCCACGGGAUGAGCAAAGGCUCAAAUUGCUGGCCUGGGUGCUGAAGCGAUACGUGAGGGGAUUGCUCACAAAGUCAGGCAGGAAGAGAGGGUAUGCCUUUGCAGUCAAGGAGAAACCCAGCGAAAAGCUCCUAGGAGUCGUCCUUCUGUGGCGCCCCAGCUCAUCAGGUCCUGGCAGCAGGGAGCUGCAGCCGUGGCAGGUGGUGCGGCAGGGGCUGCUGGCGCUGCCAUUCAGAUUCGGCGCCGGGGUGACUCACCGGCUGCUGGCCGCUGACUCGGGCGAAGAGAAACAGAAGGACCUACUCAAGCCCCAAUUGGGCGCCUUCUGGUACCUGGACUACAUGGCUGUGGACUGCGCUGCGCAGUCGCGAGGGCUGGGCUCGAGAACACUCUCUCUCUGCAUCCGCCAGGCGCAGGCGGAGAGGGACUGCCCGGUGCUGGUCAACACCUGCUCGGAAGCUGCGCGCAGCUUCUACCUGCGCAACGGCUUCUCGGAAGUUGGUGCGCAGCCGGUCAUGAUCGGCGGCCGGCAGCACUGGUGGAUGGCGUUCCCUGCUCAGAGCCUUGCUACUCUUAGUCAUGAUACUGAGCUUAGUCAUGAUGAUGUCCCGGUCAAGCUGACAUUGCAGCUUGCAGAAGCAGGGAGCCCUGGGGUGCCUCCAUUGAGGUGAAGGUUUGGUGUUUCUUCUCCGUUUUGGUUAAAGGAAGGGGCUCUAGGAAUGCAUGAGGCUUGGGAUGGUGUAGUGACAGUACCUGUAUCAGUAUUUCCUUCCCUUCUGAGUCUGCUAGUCGGAGCUUUCCUUUCAAUCUAGAAGGCUGUUUUGUUUGGCUGCGAUGGGAGCAGGAUCUGGGAUGACAUUUUGGGGCGCUGGGUGCGCUCUUUUCCGAAUGGGCAAAUAUCUCCCUUGGGGAAGUGUAGCCUAGAAGAACACAAAAUUUGAAAGGGGGUGGCAAGCUUGUUGCUGGCAGUACUGAAGCACUGCUAGCUGUUUUGAGAUUUCCCAAUGACAGAAGUUCUUCUGACUGGUCGUACAUAGGACAUGCUGAUCUAGGACAUUACUCCAUGAACCAGGAAAAGGGCAAGUUGAACAUUACUGAUGGAAUGGUCUAUUGAAUUCAGAAUUGAGAGAAGAGAAAAUGCUCGACAUCAAGGCGAUAGAAAAUUAAGGCACUGCAGAGAAGAUGUAGUUCAGCGGACCGUGCGCACCUUCGGUGCGCCACUUACUGACCCUCAGGACUGCAGCUGUUUAGAAGGCAGCAAUGUAAAUCUUUUAGAGCAACAGACUUGCGUCCCAAUCUUAUUGCCGUGAUGAGACUGCAAGGAUUGGGACUUCUGCUGUGACGAUCAAAGGCUGACGGAUGGGUGUGGGUGUGGCAGGUCAGUGCUUUGCAUUGCCUGAUGCUAGCAUGCUCGCCAUCUUUACUUGCGCUAUCUGUACUGAGAUACUUUAUAUUCACAAUGUAUGGUACGACGGCAUUCAUAAGCGUAAAGAUGUAAUAAAGUAUUACAC